CACUACGGCCACCCAGACCACACACCGCUCUUCACUUCACACCUCUCAUCGGAUCCCUGCGACCGGGCGAGCCACAUUGCGCCGUUGCGCAGGGAGGAGCCUUUUUGCGGUGGCUGCUGCGUGAGUGAGAGGAGCUUGCUCAUGGGUUCGCUGCCCUCGCUCGCCACCGCGGCAGCGGCGGUGCUUCUGUCCAUCCUCCUCGCCGCCGGCCACUGCGGCGCCGCCGACUUCAACGCCACCGACGAGUUCGCCGGCAACGGCGUCGACUUCAACUCCAGCGACGCGGCCGUCUACUGGGGCCCCUGGACCAAGGCCAGGGCCACCUGGUACGGCCAGCCCAACGGCGCCGGCCCCGACGACAACGGCGGCGCGUGUGGGUUCAAGCACACCAACCAGUACCCGUUCAUGUCGAUGACCUCCUGCGGCAACCAGCCAUUGUUCAAGGACGGCAAGGGGUGCGGCUCUUGCUACAAGAUCAGAUGCACCAAAGACCCGUCGUGCUCCGGCAGGACGGAGACGGUGAUCAUCACCGACAUGAACUACUACCCGGUGGCCCCCUUCCACUUCGAUCUCAGCGGCACGGCGUUCGGCAGGCUCGCCAAGCCGGGCCUCAACGACAAGCUCCGCCACUCCGGCAUCAUCGACAUCGAGUUCACCAGGGUGCCAUGCGAGUUCCCGGGGCUCAAGAUCGGGUUCCACGUGGAGGAGUUCUCGAACCCGGUGUACUUCGCCGUGCUGGUGGAGUACGAGGACGGCGACGGCGACGUGGUGCAGGUGGACCUGAUGGAGUCGAGGACGGCGCACGGGCCGCCGACGGGGACGUGGACGCCGAUGAGGGAGUCGUGGGGCUCCAUCUGGAGGCUGGACACCAACCACCGCCUCCAGGCGCCCUUCUCCAUCCGCAUCCGCAACGAGUCCGGCAAGACGCUCGUCGCCAAGAACGUCAUCCCGGCCAACUGGAGGCCCAACACCUUCUACCGCUCCUUCGUCCAGUACAGCUGAGCCGCCGCCGCACGCCGGCGAUCGCCGCCGGCCACCCUGCUGCUGCUAGCAAUACUACUACUGCUGUGAUGAUGACUAGUAGUCGUUCGUUGUAAUUGGUCUUCCUGCGUUGUUGGUGUCGGUUUUGGUGUUGGGGGAUUUGCAGAAACCGGGCGAGCGGAAAGAAAAGCAGUGUGGGAAAAUGGAGGAGGAAGGCGUACAAGGCUACGCUCUCCCGCCCACUGUCGCUUUUAUAAUUUAUCAUUUUCAAAUGGUGAUCGAUAUGAUGAUUAAUCAAAAGUAUAUUGCUACUUAA
Messenger RNA from Oryza brachyantha (malo sina), 1297 nucleotides. RefSeq names its product expansin-B4. Gene Ontology annotation, cellular component: extracellular region. NCBI's taxonomy places the organism in Eukaryota, Viridiplantae, Streptophyta, Magnoliopsida, Poales, Poaceae. Gene Ontology annotation, biological process: sexual reproduction. The coding region runs from base 142 to 1002 and encodes 286 amino acids. The record is from RefSeq and is a predicted model, not a curated record. The transcript is spliced from 4 exons.